AUUUAUGUUAUUAACAAUGAUACUAAUUCAAAACUUUACACUGGUUUGCUAUUAAAAUCACCGAAUUACAAACAAAAUUAUGAUAAAAAUAAUUUAUCUGAUAUGCCUAUAUUAAUGGUACAAGGAAAUAAAUCAUUUUUGGUAGCCAUACAUAAUUGGUUAACUGAACAUUUUGAUUGUGUUAUUAGGCCAUAUGAAUUUGCUUUAUAUCAAUUUCUAUGGCUUAUUGCUAUAUCAAUGUGUGAUGCCGGACAAUUAUACAAUGAAACCGUUUUAUACCACUAUAUCUACAAAUGUGAAUCAUCAAAGGGUCAAAUGGAUGUGAAAUGUUAUGCCGAAUCAGAAUUCCUUCGAUCGGUUCUUGCUAAACUUUCAUUGAAUCGAUCAUCUUCUGAAGCCACUUCAUUUCAUUAUUCAGAUUUAAUAAAAGUUCAAUCUGAUAUAGAGGAUCAUUUUAAAAUAACAAGUGGAAUAAAUGUUUCAAAAUUAAAAUUGAAAGCAUUUGAAGCACCAAAAGUUGCUUCAAUUAAUGUUUCUGGAAAAAUUCAUGUUUGGUCAUCAACACUUAUCGAUUUAAUGUUAAAAUAUCUUAUGGAACUACAAAACAAUAAAUGUAUGCCUUAAAAAUGCAUAAAAAUUAGUA
This is a messenger RNA of Diuraphis noxia (Russian wheat aphid), 643 nucleotides long. RefSeq lists its product as uncharacterized. The record is from RefSeq and is a predicted model, not a curated record. NCBI's taxonomy places the organism in Eukaryota, Metazoa, Arthropoda, Insecta, Hemiptera, Aphididae.